AAAUGAAUGAAAAUAAAGAAAUGAUUCAACAUGAUUAUUAGACUCAACUCAAGGAUUUCUAUGAGUAAACCCAAGAGAUUGUUAGUUCAAUUCAACAAGGUAUUAGAAUCAAGAAAGUAAAAACACUUCAUUAAAUACAAAAAGGAUAUACCUAUUCAAAUAAAUGAUUUAAUGGGACAAUUGAAACCAUUAUUAGAUUCCAUUGCCAAGAAUGCUGAAAUUCAAAAAUAUAAUUGGCUCCAUUUAAGAUCACUUAUCAUCAUCACAACCAGAGAUAUGUUAAUUAAUAUGCAGAAUCUUUUUCCAUAUGAAAAAACUGCUCAAAAUGAAGGCUUCGAAGAUGAAUUAGAUAUUGUCCUCUAAUUUCUUUGUGUUUUUGAAUAAAAGUAAUCAUUCUCUCUAAAAAUAUCAGACCACCUUUCACUUUGCAACGAAUUUGUGAAUUGCUUAUUGAUCCUUAAAAACAUUACAAGUCAUCUAAAAAAAUAUUAUUCGCCAUGGAAAAAUUAGUAAAUGUAAGUACAUGA
This is a messenger RNA of Paramecium sonneborni, 527 nucleotides long. NCBI's taxonomy places the organism in Eukaryota, Ciliophora, Oligohymenophorea, Peniculida, Parameciidae. The record is from the annotation of a GenBank genome assembly.